AGGCAGCAUAAACAGUGAAAAAUUAGUCGCGGGGAGUGCGCGGUGCAACGCCUAUCCGCUCGAUUAAUUUUUUACAUUUUACGAAUAUAAAAGCGUAACUUAUAUAUUGAACACAUUUAUUAUACGUGUAUUGAACUCACAGUGGGAGAAUUGAACGAAACAUACUUUGAGUUUGCUUAUUCAAUUACCUGAAGUUAUUCGUAAUUAAACAAUAAUUAACAAUUGUGCUGGUUAAGAAUGGCAUCGAUAUCAAGUAAUGGACUUUUGAAAAGUCUUAAAGGAAUUCAAUAUUCGCGGCGAUUUAUCGUCAAAUGGGCCUCUGCAAUUCGUGAACCUACUGCAAAGAUAAAGGGUAAACAACCCAAGUGGAUUGAUGUAAAUAAUGCCGGUGAAGUUUUUGAAAAUCUACAGUCUGGGAUGACGGUAUUUGCAUCUGGUGCGGCAGCAACACCAAUAUUGUUGUUGAACGCCUUGGCCGAAGUAGGAAAAAAUAAAAAACUAAAAGGCGUAAAAGUGUACCAUAUGCAUACGGAAGGGCCUGCAGCUUACUGUGCACCAGAAUUGGCAGAGAAUUUUACAUCUUACUCAGUUUUCAUGGGAGGGAACGUUAGAAAGGCUGUAGCAGAAGGUCGAGCGGAUACAAUACCUAUUUUCUUACACGAAAUCCCAUAUCUAUUUUAUCGAAAGAUUCUUCAGCCUGACUUUUGUGUGGUGUCCCUUUCGGUGCCCGAUGAACAUGGAUAUUGCAGCACGGGUACCAGCGUCGAUUGUGUAAGGGCCGCCAUGCAACAUUCCAAACUUAUUGUUGGACAAGUGAACCAGCAAAUGCCGAGAACGUUUGGAGACGGUGUGAUACAUGUUAGUCAAAUAGAUUAUGCCGUUUGUGUAAACGAAAAGUUACCUUCGCAUGCUCAUAAAAAACUUAGCGAAGCCGAGGAAAAAAUUGGAAAAUUUAUAGCUGAAAAUUUAGUUGAAGACGGGGCUACACUUCAAAUGGGUAUAGGUAGUAUUCCUGAUGCCGUUUUGGCGCAGUUGCAUAGUCAUAAAAACUUAGGAAUUCAUUCAGAAAUGUUUGCCGAUGGUGUCAUUGGAUUAGUUGAAAACGGUUGUGUAAAUAACAGCAAAAAAACUUCCUACGCAGGGAUAACUGUUGGGUCCUUCCUAAUAGGUUCUCAGCAACUAUACGACUUCGUAAACAAUAAUCCUGCAGUUAAAAUGUUGGUCGUUGAUUACGUGAAUAACACAAAAGUCGUAGCACAACAAAAGAAAAUGACAGCAAUAAAUUCGUGCAUAGAAGUCGAUCUUACUGGUCAAGUAUGUUCAGAUUCUAUCGGAACGAGAAUGUAUUCCGGUUUUGGGGGUCAAGUCGAUUUCCUCAGAGGUGCUGGAGAAGCAAUUGAUGGUAAAGGAAAACCAAUUUUAGCUAUGGUUUCGACUACAAACAAAGGACAAACUAAAAUUGUACCUACUCUUAAAACAGGUGCCGGAGUUGUAACAACAAGAGCACAUAUUCACUACUUAGUAACGGAAUAUGGUAUUGCAUUUCUUUUUGGAAAGUCUCUUCGACAAAGGGCUUACGAGCUUAUUAAAAUUGCCCACCCUGACCACAGGGAAUCACUGGAAAAAGCUGCUUUCGAAAGACUUCACUGCAUGCCAAGUCCUCAAUAAAAACCUAUGUUGCAAUAGCAAAACAUGCGCCCCUUUAUAUGUAUAAUAUAAUAAUAAUAAUACAAUAAUAAUAAAUACUUAGAUAUUAAAUAAGUGUUAAGGAACGACACGAAAUAUUAUAUAGUAAUAUUCACAAUCAGUCCAAUGCCCUUGUGUUAAGAGAAUAGAGUAUUAGUCAUAAGUACAACAAAUAAUAACGUUAUUUAUAUGUGAAUUCUGAUUUGGAAGGAAUCCCACAUGCUAAUGUUGCAAAACUAUUUUAAUAGACCAAACGUAAAGCUUA
This is a messenger RNA of Agrilus planipennis (emerald ash borer), 1951 nucleotides long. RefSeq names its product 4-hydroxybutyrate coenzyme A transferase. Gene Ontology annotation, cellular component: mitochondrion. Gene Ontology annotation, biological process: acetate metabolic process. The transcript has 6 exons. The record is from RefSeq and is a predicted model, not a curated record. The coding region runs from base 238 to 1668 and encodes 476 amino acids. Gene Ontology annotation, molecular function: acetate CoA-transferase activity. Lineage: Eukaryota; Metazoa; Arthropoda; Insecta; Coleoptera; Buprestidae.